Syngnathus typhle (broad-nosed pipefish) is the source of this 635-nucleotide messenger RNA. It is a transcript of the gene polr2i, whose product is annotated as RNA polymerase II subunit I. The record is from RefSeq and is a predicted model, not a curated record. Gene Ontology annotation, biological process: transcription initiation at RNA polymerase II promoter; transcription-coupled nucleotide-excision repair; DNA-templated transcription. Gene Ontology annotation, molecular function: DNA-directed RNA polymerase activity; zinc ion binding; nucleic acid binding. Bases 141 to 521 code for a protein of 126 amino acids. Gene Ontology annotation, cellular component: RNA polymerase II, core complex. The transcript has 6 exons. Lineage: Eukaryota; Metazoa; Chordata; Actinopteri; Syngnathiformes; Syngnathidae.
ACAGAAUCGCACGCAUGCGCACUUGUGUGUUUUCAACGGGUGGCUUGUAUUUGCGUCUCAAGAUUUUAAAAUACUGUUUAACGUUACUGAAAUCAAUUUAGAUAGUAGUUUUUUCUUAUCCUUAAAUAAUAGUCAUUCCAAUGGAUUUGGAAACCGGGACAUACGAGCCAGGCUUUGUUGGGAUCCGGUUUUGUCAGGAGUGUAACAAUAUGUUGUAUCCGAAAGAAGAUAAGGAGAAUCGUAUCUUACUUUACGCGUGCAGAAAUUGUGACUACCAGCAAGAGGCGGACAACAGCUGCAUAUAUGUCAACAAGAUCACCCAUGAGGUUGAUGAACUGACCCAAAUCAUUGCUGAUGUAUCUCAAGAUCCAACGUUACCACGAACAGAAGACCAUCCCUGCCCUAAGUGCGGUCACAAGGAGGCAGUGUUCUUCCAGUCUCACAGCAUGAAAGCCGAGGACGCAAUGAGACUUUACUACGUCUGCACAGCUCCUCACUGUGGACAUCGAUGGACAGAAUAAUGUGCAUGGCAACUUUGUCAGACAUCCUUUGAAUAUAGUUGUUUUAUCUGUUCUUUAUUAGGAGUCGUCAUUUUCAGACAGUUUUGUUAUCAAUACAAUGCAUUGUUUCAAUGA